This is a messenger RNA of Molossus molossus (Pallas's mastiff bat), 990 nucleotides long. It is a transcript of the gene MDFIC, whose product is annotated as MyoD family inhibitor domain containing. The record is from RefSeq and is a predicted model, not a curated record. The coding region runs from base 239 to 964 and encodes 241 amino acids. The transcript is spliced from 5 exons. NCBI's taxonomy places the organism in Eukaryota, Metazoa, Chordata, Mammalia, Chiroptera, Molossidae.
GGCAGGCGGGGAGGUACAGGCAGGGGCGGCCUCCACUGUGAGGCCACCAGGGCGAGAUGCAACCUUUGCCGGAGCCUCACUAACUUUUCCGGGCGGAAGAGGAGGAGAAAGGGGCCUUGAGCGAUUUGGGGGUGGGAGAAUAAUGAGAAGCAGUCAGUUCCCUGCACCCAGCACUUAACUGCCCUUCAGCGUCCGCCCGGCGGGGCGGCCAGCUAGACCGCUGUCGGUGGAGCAGCCCAUGUCAGACGCAGGCGAAGCCCUAGCUCCGGGGCCCCAACAAGGGGAGGAAGCGGACGAUGGCCGCCUGGGCGCCCCCGCCCACGAUAAAUGUGAUGAAGAAAAUACGGAGAGAGCCACCAAUAGCUCUUUCACACAUGGAGAUAUCCAAGACCAGUUCAUUUGGGGAAAUAAUUCAGAGGAUGAACUCAUCAGAACCCAACCUCAGCGCUUACCUCAGCUUCAAACUUCGGCACAGGAACCAUGUGACAGUGACGAUGAAAUAGGCAAGAUAAAGAACUGCUACAAAAAUCUGAGCAAUGGAAAUGGAAUUCACCAUGGGGCCAAACAUGUAUCUGCAGAUAAUCGAAGACUUUCAGCACCUGUUUCUCAAAAAAUGCAUAUAAAAAUUCAGUCCAGUUUGUCUGUAAAUAGUGAUAUCAAUAAGAAGAGUAAAAUAAAUGCUGUCUUUUCCCAAAAGCCAGGCUCCUCACCUGAAGAUUGCUGUGUCCACUGUAUCCUUGCCUGCUUGUUUUGUGAAUUCCUGACCCUCUGCAAUAUUGUCCUGGGACAAGCUUCAUGUGGCAUCUGUACCUCAGAAACCUGCUGCUGUUGCUGCGGAGAUGACAUGGGGGAUGACUGUAACUGCCCUUGUGACAUGGAUUGUGGCAUCAUGGAUGCCUGUUGUGAAUCAUCAGACUGUUUGGAAAUCUGUAUGGAAUGCUGUGGAAUUUGUUUUCCUUCAUAAAUAUUUAUCUUUUAUUUGUGUUAAAA